AAUUAAAAAAUUAAUAUAAAAAAUGAUCUAAAAAUAUAAAUAAAUAAUCUUAAUAAUUGUAUUAAUACUUGUAAGUGUAUAAUCGAUAAAAUAAAAAGUCAACGAAUAAAAUCUAGAAGAAAUAAAUUUAGAUAAUUUAAAAUGCUAAUUUGGAGCUAAAAAAAAUGACCAUUAUUUAGAAGGAUGCGUUGUUGGAGACGAUUGUAAAAAUUACGUUACUUUAUAAGAAGCUGCUUAAAUGUGUUGUAAAACUGCCGGAUGUGGUGGUGUUACCUGGAGUUCAUGGAGCUUUGAAAAAGGAACUGAUAUGAUUAACUUUGGUUAUUAAAUGAGAGCAAAAUCAAAUCUAAUUGCUAAUGCAACUAGUAAAGAAAUUUCAUGGUCACUUAAUUCUAUAUAAAAUGAUGUAAAAGAAGAAAAUAUUGAUGAAACUUAAAAAUAAAAUGUUGAAAAAGAAGUAAAGGAAGAAAAUAUUGAUGAAAUUAAUUUAGAUAAUUUAAAAUGCUAAUUUGGAGCUUAAAAAAAUGACCAUUACAUAGAAGGAUGUGUUGCUGGAGACGAUUGUAAAAAUUACGCUACUUUAUAAGAAGCAGCUUAAAUGUGUUGUAAAACUGCCGGAUGUGGUGGUGUUACCUGGAGUUCAUGGAGCUUUAAAAAAGGAACUGAUAUGGUUAACUUUGGCUAUUAAAUGAGAGCAAAAGCAAAUCCAAUUGCUAAUGCAACUAAUAAAGAAAUUUCAUGGCCAUUUACUUCAAGAUAAAAUGUUGUAAAAGAAGAAAAUAUUGAUGAAAUUAAUUUAGAUAAUUUAAAAUGCUAAUUUGGAGCUUAAAAAAAUGACCAUUACAUAGAAGGAUGUGUUGCUGGAGACGAUUGUAAAAAUUACGCUACUUUAUAAGAAGCUGCUUAAAUGUGUUGUAAAACUGCCGGAUGUGGUGGUAUUACCUGGAGUUCAUGGAGCUUUAAAAAAGGAACUGAUAUGGUUAACUUUGGCUAUUAAAUGAGAGCAAAAGCAAAUCCAAUUGCUAAUGCAACUAAUAAAGAAAUUUCAUGGCCAUUUACUUCAAGUUAAAAUGUUGGAAAAGAAGAAAAUAUUGAUGAAACUUCAAUAUAAAAUGUUGUAAAAGAAGAAAAUUUAGAUGAAACUUCAAAAUAAAAUGUUGAAAAAGAAGUAAAAGAAGUAAAAGAAGUAAAAGAAGUAAAAGAAGUAAAAGAAGUAAAAGAAGAAAACAUUGAUGAAUUUUAUUUAGAUAAUUUAAAAUGCUAAUUUGGAGCUUAAAAAAAUGACCAUUACAUAGAAGGAUGCGUUGCUGGAGACGAUUGCAAAAAUUACGCUACUUUAUAAGAAGCUGCUUAAAUGUGUUGUAAAACUGCCGGAUGUGGUGGUGUUACCUAUAGUUCAUGGAGCUUUGAAAAAGGAACUGAUAUGGUUAACUUUGGAUAUUAAAUGAGAGCAAAAUCAAAUCUAAUUUCUAAUGCAACUAGUAAAGAAAUUUCAUGGCCAUUUAUUUCAAGAUAAAAUACUGUAAAAGAAGAUAACAUUGAUGAAAUAAAUUUAGAUAAUUUAUAAUGCUAAUUUGGGGCUAAAAAAAGUAACCAUUAUUUAGAAGGAUGCGUUGCUGGAGACAAUUGUUAAAAAUACGCUACUUUAUAAGAAGCUGCUUAAAUGUGUUGUAAAACUGCUGGAUGUGGUGGUGUUACCUGGAGUUCAUGGAAUUAUGAAAGUAGUAAAGAAAUAGAUAGCUUUGGUUAUUAAUUGAGAGCUUAAUCUAUUCCUAUUGCUAAUGAAAAUAAUAAUGAAAUUUCAUGGCCACUUAUUAAUAAAGAUUAAGUUUCUGAAAGUGAAUGUCCUAUUUUGUAUUCAGAAUGUGGUUUUAAAGGAGCUUCAUAUAAAUUUUGUGAAAAUGUUCCUUCUACUGAUAAUAUUACGAUUAAGAGUAUAAAGAUACCUACCGGUCAUAAAAUUACUUUCUUUUCUAACUAAAAUUUUUAAGGAUAAUAAAUAGCCUUUACAUAAUCUAUUGAAUGUGAUAAUAAUGGUAUCUAUAUUUUUAAUUAACAAUAAGUUUCUUAUUUAAUUUUAAAAUCUUCUGAUAAAAAAUAUAACAUGAAUUUUUAUUAUACAGGAUGAAUAUAUUUUUUUCAUUGAAUUUUAUUUAAUAUAUAUUUAGUAAAAUUAUUUAAAUUUUUAUUUAAUUUUUUUAUAAUUAUUUUUUAUAAUAAUAAUUUAAUUUUUUAUUAUAUAAAUU
This is a messenger RNA of Ichthyophthirius multifiliis, 2246 nucleotides long. RefSeq lists its product as hypothetical. Lineage: Eukaryota; Ciliophora; Oligohymenophorea; Hymenostomatida. The record is from RefSeq and is a predicted model, not a curated record. The transcript has a single exon. The annotation marks the transcript as partial.